Cyprinus carpio (common carp) is the source of this 1598-nucleotide messenger RNA. RefSeq lists its product as uncharacterized. Bases 1 to 774 code for a protein of 257 amino acids. The transcript has 6 exons. NCBI's taxonomy places the organism in Eukaryota, Metazoa, Chordata, Actinopteri, Cypriniformes, Cyprinidae. The record is from RefSeq and is a predicted model, not a curated record.
AUGGUUACAGCUAGCGUCAUCGCUUCUGAGAUAAUAUCCAAUCUGAUAAUUUUAAGGUACAACAUAGUGGUGUUCGGAGGUAUCGAUGGCUUUUCUCGGAAGGUUUUGUACCUCAAUGCGGCUGGGAAUAAUAAGGCAGAGACUGGUUUGAGGUUUUUCGUGGAGAGUGUGCAGAAACAUGGAUGGCCAUCAAGAGUACGCGGUGACCAAGGCGUAGAAAAUGUGGAGAUAGCAAGAUCCAUGUUCACUGUGCGAGGAACAGGUCGUGGCAGCUUUAUAGCUGGGAAAAGUGUGCACAACCAAAGAGUGGAACGACUAUGGAGAGAUGUGUGGAACGCUGUAACAUCUCAGUACUACAACAUGCUUCACACCUUGGAGGAAGAGGGGUUUGUAGACCUUUCAAAUGCUGUUCACCUCUUCUGUCUUGGGUAUGUUUUCAUUCCACGUCUACAAGCAGACCUUCAAAACUUUGUAGAGACAUGGAAUUGUCACCCCUUGAGGACCGAGGCAAACCCGACCCCUAAUCAGCUUAGGAGAAUUGGGAGGAUGCAAGUACCGGUGCAAGAGCCAGAUCUGUCUGAGAUGGAAUACUUGCAUGACCAGGAAGCUUGUGGUGCUGAUCCAGAACAUGGAGCCAUAGUACCAGAAACUGCAUGCCCCUUGUCAGCUGAGGCUCUUGCUGCCUUACAAGAUAUUAACCCCACUGCAGAGUCCUCUUCUCUUGGGCGGGAUAUCUAUAUGCAUGCUCUUCAAUUGGUCUCAUUCCUUAUGUGAGAGCUGGAUAAGCAGUUUACAAAACAUAGCAUUUGUUUGUUUUGUAAUAUUGAACUCUGUAUUUGACCUCUUUGGAGUUUCUUGUAAGCCCAUAUGGGCUGGGCUUUUUGAAGCAUGACACUUAAAUUCAAUAAAUCAAUCAUAUCUAUUUGAUGGAACCCUUCCCUCCAGAAAACCCAAUGAUGGCCAGUGGUCCAAACAGUUUAUUAUACAUAUUUAUCCAUUUUCUCUAUUAGAAACAAAGAUAUGUAUGGUUUUGCAGACAAAAGGCAAAUAUGUGUAGUAACAUUGUGGUUUAUAGUCCUUGAAAACAGAAAAUGUCCUUUUACAUGAAUGUCAGAGGACAGCCUUGCACGAGAACAGAAAAUGUGCUGGCAUAACUUCAAGUCAACUACAUUACUCGAACCUCACUCACACAGUAGCAUCAACUAUAAUGAUCUUUAAAAUCUAUCAAAAGACCAUAAGUCUAGGAAUAAUAAAAUACUUCCCAAUCGAACAGAAGCAUAUCUGGAACAAUACAUUAAACUGUAAAUCACCAAGAACAGAUUUCCAAAAAAUCCUCAAGGUUUGCUGAUGUCACAAUUUUUUCUCGUUAAUUAAUUUCUCUUGUGAAUGAAAUUUUAAACAAAAAGCAACGUGGGUGUCUUACAAUAUGACAACUAAAAACACAAUAGAUUAUAGGUUGUAUCAGUGAUUUCAGGCCCAAACAUAAAUGAUCACAUUCAUCUAAUCUUUCCUAACGAUCCGCUAGCUGCCCGCCCCAUAAGCAUGCCGUCAAAAAAAUGCGUCUCUGUAGGAAGCCUAGGCUCUGAGAUCUGCACACA